AUGGCAGCAGACAAUUUCUAUCACGUCCCCUUUAUGGAGAGCGUGGUGCGGGUGCUGACUAGUCUGUGCAUCGGCAAGGACAGUCGAGCCGUGCGGGUGACGCAAGAUCUCAUCGCCAAGGAGCUCCUGGUAACCAACGAGGCCGCGGCAUGUCGUCGCCGUCCAGAGCCCGAGUGCUACGAGAACGCAUGGGCCGAGCAGCCGUUUACGGCUGAUAGCUCGCGCGCCGGGGAGAAAGGAGACCAGGGCGAGAAGAAGACGCUGCAGCAGUUCUUCGAGGAGAAAGAUCGGUUUGUGUUAUUGACAGUUGGCACUCUUGUCUUGUUUGACCCACACGAUCCAGACAUCGAAGCAGCGGAGGGCGUUAAAAUUCCAAGAGUUUUGUGGAAUCAGAGUCGUGCUCAGCCACCGCGGUACGCCUGUGGCCAGCACAGUGACGAUGUGACUCAGCAUGUCGGAGAUAAUGUCUCUCUUGAACGCUCUUUCUAUUUCGCCUUGGUGAAUCUACUGGCUCAUCUUUGCGCUGACCGCAACACUGCCAACUCCGCCUUGCUUUCGCGGCAUAUUCCAGACUCGAUCGUCAAAGCUCAACUGGUGCAGCAGGAAACUUUGAUGAAUGCCGGUCUCCGAUUUGUUCCACCGGGCGGCGAGCUGCUUCAGAGUGCUUUGGCUGACCCCAGUGUAGAAGCACGUGAUCUUGGUGACAUCAGUGACCUCGCAGGCCUUUGUGCUCAUACGUUCCUGCUGCUCUACGGCUUUUUGGGCCAACCGCCUUUCUCCGACGAGGAGCAUCGGAGCACCAUCAUAAAGUCCGUGUACCUUGAUGGCCGUCGGGCCGACGAUGACGACACGGUCUACGACGAAGCCGGAUCCAAUCUGGUUCUGGCUAGCCAAUCCCUUCAGUCCCUCUGCCACAUGUGCUCGUGGCAGCUUGCUUCGCUUGCCGACUUGUGUGAGAACAUGUGCGUCUUCAACAACAAGCCUAUGCCCAAGCCGCCUGUUGCAUUUACGGAUGCCAUGAGCACCCUCAUCAGUGCUCUUAGCAAGAUGUUGAGCAAACUCAUUGGCUUGGGAUAUUUUGAGCGCUUCCGGAUGCAUCACAGCAACGCCGGGGACUUGACGAAAGAUUUCGCCAACAUCUACAAGAUAGAUCACCUCGUUAGCAUCUUCACGCUUAUGCACAGGUUGCAAAGGACUCACCGCAGUGUCACCACGACACCCUUUGUUGCGGGCCUUGCAGAUGUCUGUCGGGUCAUAAACCAGUGUUGUGCUUUGUCUGUGAACGAGAAUAUCCUGCAAUUCAUGUCUGGGUUUCUCGAGUUCCUGCCUCCUUCGGUUCGCAGAAAAGUUGGUGCAAGCGGUGUGCCCAUCAAUGAACGCGCGCCGGCGAAAAGCAUCACAGGCUUCGAAAUCGAAGAAUGCGAGAGUGUGGAGAAGGUGUUGGCAGACCUCGGAAAACCGUCUUUGCCAUGGGAGGCAGAGCAUGUUGGAGUGUCAGAUGCCACGCGGAAUCUGGCGGAGUUCGUCACGGUUUUGCUUGACUUCGUUUCGUUGCCUGACGCGCGCCUUGCUAUUCAGGCAGUCCGCUUGCUUGCACGAUUAUGUCGCCGACGGAAGGAUUUCCUCGAGGCCAUUGACAGACUAGAGCUGCUUGAUAUGGACGAUGCCGAGAAGUUCAACUCAUUGGAAACAUGGGUGAAAGAAGCCGAUCGAGUGAUUGAUAAGAUUAACCAGCUUGAGAAAAACAUGCAUGAAGAGCAAAGCUUUGCUGACCGGGAGGGAUUGGAGCACUACUCGCAGCAGUUUGAAGCAAAUGACUGGAACGAAGACGAUCUGCAAAGUGAGCAUGUUGAUCUCAAGGACAAGGCCGAUCGUUUGAUUGAGUACGCGGACAAGAAGCAAUUACGUCAGCAAGUUGUUCGAAUGGCAGCAGCAAAUCUCCAAGGCGAUGCUCGCAUACUGAACUUUGAUUUUGAGGUGAAGAGCUUGCCAAAGCGAGAGUCUGCAACACCUGGUGAGGAUGACGAUGACGAGAAUCGGCCCUGUCCGCUCUUCGUAGGUGUUUUGAGUGCUGGCUGGUUGCCACCGAAAGAGGAGGCGGACGUCAAGAUGAAUCGUUUCAAGCCACCAAGCGAAUUCUUCGGCUGCGACGAACUUGGCCAGCUGUACAUUCGCGGUCAGGCCAUAGACGACACCUUUGGAGGCUUCUUCCAAGGGAGCUGUGUUGGCAUAGAACUAGACUACACGGGUGUUAACCCGAAGCUCUUCAUUUAUGUCGAUGGCUACAGAACAGCCUGCAUUGACAGAGAGGUGGAGGAAGGCUCUGUGCCCUGUGUCGUGUUGGGUUCCCUGCAGCAGAUCGUAAAGCUGAACCAAGGACGACCUCGCCGUGGCAAGGGCCUUUUAAUCUCACCGAAGGAUACGAAGAUUGAUGAGAACUCGCUAGUGGUGGACAUCAGCUAUGAUGUUCUCGGGGACAAGUACUGCAUCAAGAGCCCUGGGGAGGAAGAGCCGACGAUGAUCUACAGUGGCUGGAACUCGUGCUUCUGCACAAGUGCUUUGGACUUCCGGACCGAGUACCUCUCCAAGCUCAAAGCAUUCAAGCUGCCCAUCCAUCCCAAGAAGUCCUCCACAUGGUGCGUCAACGUUUCUCUCACCCAAGCCUUCAUCGAGUCGGCUCAAUUCGUCCGCGGGGCCCAUGUUGCUUCCCAAAAGGCCUUCAACUCCUUCUACAGCAAUACAACCACACACUUGCGACGAAUGGUCGGCACAAAAUGGAAUCCCGUGCUUCGUGAAGGGUCCGACAACGAGCAAAUGGACACCGGACUUGUUGCCAUAGAAAUCCAUGAGGACAUGGUGUACGGCUCCACCCGAAUAUUCGUGUGCUUUAAUGAGGAGGAUCCCUCACAACUGUCCCCGGAGCAAGAUUCGGAAAUCACACUUCGACUGCGAUUGACGCAGCUCUACCCUGUUAGAGAGGAGAAAGCGCAACUAGCGAAACUGUUCCGGCACUUCACUUCGAUUUGCAAGCAGGGCGAUGGACACUUGCUCAAGUACCAUCGCGUGGAGCUUCUUGCCUUGCGUGUUCUGAGCUUUUUGCGGAGUUCAGCUCCGCUGCGAGAUUCCAUCAUGGCUGAGAAAACUUUCAGACGCAAAGACAGCGCGUUCGACGUGGCCGUCAAGUUCUUGCAGGCAUUCACAGAGCUACUUCCAAUGUAUCGAGAGAUAUUUCUCAGACCUGACGUCUUCAAGUUCCUGGUGAAAUCUUUAGCAUACGAGGACAUGGGUGUUUCUUCCUUGCUUGUGAACAUCUACAAGGACAAUCUGGACGCAGUUCAAAAUGUUACGCCAUCCUUUGUACGGGAGAUGAUGGACGUGCUCAAGGAGAAUCUCACAGCACGGCCGAUGGUCUCCUUGGAUGCCCUCAAAGUGCUCAACGCAGUCGUUAGCUUGGGCAAAGACAAUCUAGAUGCGCGGAACAAUGGCAAUAUCAUCGCCAUGGAGUUCUUGAAAGAGAACACCGUGUUCCGACUGGAAAGCCCCUUCAUUGCUAUGGCUCGUGAUGGGUUUCUGAGCGCAAAGAUCAAUCUGAAAGACAACAGGGACAGGAUCAAGGAUUACUUGGAAGCGCUGGAGGCUCGCGCACAAAAGCGGCAGAUGCUUCUGCGAGAGGGCCAGAUGAGUGCUGCUGCCGCUGACGUUCCAAUUCCAGAGAUCUCUGCCGCUGCAGCAGGCAGUGCGCAAACAGUUGAGGAGGAGGAGCAGGUUGCAAUGGACAUGGACCCGCUAGCUGAAGUGAACAAACUGGUCUUGGGAACGAACCGAAUGUUUCCCACAACGUUUGCGCUCUCGUCGAUCGAGCUUAUGUUGAAGUGUUCAGCAUUCGGAGCCAACAGGACCGUCUUGAGGCACUUCGCCAGGGAGGUCAUCAAGUGCCAAAGACCGGAGAUGGAAGAAGGAGGUGAUGAGGACGACGACGAAGAUCAUGAGUCGCAGUAUGGUAUGGCCCGACAAAGAUUCUUCCGCCAUGUUGUGUACUGGCUGGCAUCAGACACCGAUCAGGAAAUUCCUCUUGUGGUGCAGGAUGCGUACUUGCGCAUGGUGUGUGUGCUGCUGCAGCCUCAUGAGAUCGAGGACAUGCUCCAUGACCGCUGGGACAGCAGGUCUCAAAGACUGCGCCUGGUUCCUGAGAAGCCGACGCACAUCGUCUUGCUGCUGAUUCAAUGGUUCACGCAGUACUUGAAACGGUUCCCGGAAUUGCACGUUUUCAGUCCUCGCAUCUCGCCGGUGGUUGAAGCCAUCGAUGCUCGAGUUACAUACGAUCUGUCUCCAUAUUUCAUCCGGGAUCACCUGCUGCUCCUCUUGCUGCAGACGCUGACGGCCUACAACGAGCAGAACACAUGGAAAAGAUGGUUCUCGAACAAGUUUUUGACGUCAGGACCACCACCUAAAGAAGUGAUGCUUGGAGGUCCGAAUGACCAGCCGCCAGGCCCCGACAAGGUCAUUCUGGACUUUGAUUACAUGGUCACGAACGGAUGUUUCGAAGGGCAGCCGCCGAAGCCGCUGGAACCCGGUCAGGAACCAGCCGUUGAGGAAGCAAACGACGAGGAGCAGGACGGCCCCGAUCUGCUGACCCAGUUGUUUGCGGUCCUCUUUGAUCAAAGAGACUGGUGCCACCGUGAAUGGUCUCUUGACGAAGAGGUGUGCGUGGUCAUUCAGCAGAUUAUGGAUUUGGGCCUUUGCGAUGCCGAACAACGCGAGCAAGCCAAAGUUUUGCUGCAGCGAAUCGGGCCUGAGGAGGUGUCGGCGCUAUCGGCGCUAGCUGACUCCAACUUGCCGCGUCCCUGGUGGCCCGACCAUGGCUCCAAGCAGGACAAAGCCGACGCUUUCGAAGAAGAGUGCAUGGCGCCACAAGAGGAAGUGGAGAAGGUCGAUGCAGAGGCGAGGGGAAGCGACAAGUCCGAUUUCCUGCAGAACUCAGGGCAGGCUGGAUCUGGAGUUGGAUUUGCAGGGAACAAGCAAGAUGAGUUCGAAGAGCUUUGGCAAGUCACCGCGACACGCGUUGGCCGUCACCUGAAGAUUUCAGAGCAGGACCGAGAGAUGCACUCUCGCCAUGCGCAGCCCUUCAAAGUAUUGGUGGGCGACCCGGUCGGGGCCGGCGUGGGCGUCGCCUCCUCCGGCGGCCACCCGGGAGGCCCGGACCCGGUGCUGCCCCGAGGACUGCGAAUGCCCGUGCACAGCAAGCACGUGCGAGAAGAGGAGGACCUCAAGGAUUUUAUGUACGAGCUAGUCGAACUGGACGAUAGCAAGCUCGCUGCCAACCUGCGAGUUGAUGUGAAUCUCUGGCGACGCCAGCAGCUUGUGCAUUCCAGUUUCGAACUGAUUGGCACAGAUGAGCGAACGUGGAAUGUGCAGCAAGAUUUGCGGGACAAGAUGAGCUCGUUGGGGAUGAAGCUCUUCUUUGAAGACAAUGUGCUCAUGGAGUUGAUGAUGGAGGUACAUGUGACCAUCGAAGCUAGGGACGUCAGGGCGGCGCUGCUGCGUACAUCCGGUGAUCCGACAAAGCCCCAAGGGCCUCAAGGGGGCGACAAGGAAAUCGACAGGGACAUCACUAUGAAUCAGGUCUUCUUUGAAGUAGAGGUUAACAACUCUGAUGUGGUGUUCCUGGAGAACUUCUCGUACACUCUCGGACGAAAGAAGCUUGUUCUGCAACUCCUGGGAGCCAACACCGUGACUAUGCGGUCCCGAUGCCUCCUGAACACGCCCGGCAUAACCAUCACCGUGGCGAAUCCUCGGCUGACAGCCUUGACGAGCCCAACAAGCUUUGACGCGGAAGUGAUACAAAAGGUCGUGAAUGUGGGGAAGCAAGAACAUGCCGUUUCUAACGAGCCUGGAGUCGAGCUGCAGGACGAGCAAGCGCUGGAGUCCCUCACCGACAAGAAGGGCCUAUCUCGUAAGGUCAUCCAUCACCUGAUGCCGCGUUACAGGAACAUUCUGGUGGACAUCAUCGAAGAGCAGUGCUUUGGGCUGAGCGGCGGGACAUCAGGGCUCGACCGUGUCAGGCUCUCGCGCAUUUUGGAGGCUGAGCAUCAAGAUGUUGUCGCAAUGGUCAACAGGGCAUGCAGCUAUGUAAUGCUCGAACAGCUGCUGACCAAGCUGGAUAUUGAACGUGGGGACUGGGAGCUGCAGGUUCAAACGACCUUCCCAAACCUUAUGCCUGUGUUUGAAACCCUUAGCGAGUACGCUUUCGACGAGAUAAACGACUCCGAGGUGCCGCUGGUCCUUCGUCGUGAACCUGAGGAGGAACGAAUGGAGACUUUGCGCUCAUGGAUCCUGCGCAUUUGUCAUGUCAUUCGAACUGUGGCAUUCACCAAUCAAUCUCGCCUAAGCUUCGCGAAUGAUGGGGGACAGACCAGUGCGGGCGAGAUGGAGGAGGAGAACAUCUUCGAAAAGCUGUUCGAUGACACAGGGGAGAUGCUGCUGGCGCGGGCAUGCUGUGCCUCCCUGCUCAACAUACUGCAGGAAAUCUUCACCCGUCAAGACGACAUCGAGGAAAUCUGGGAGAGGUGGACACCAGCCCAGCAGACAAGUCAUCAGUUUCUGAAGUCGUUUGUUGUGGAGAAGGCAAUGUUCUUUUGCCCCUUCAGCGUUGCAACGGACAUGAAGAAAAAGGUUCGGCUGAGGCUGACACGAUUUUUCGAGGAUGCACAGGUUGAGCCUACAGACCCGCUGCGGCUGGUUCCAGAGAUGCUUUACCAUCCCGAUGUUUGGCUGCGCCUUGAAGCUCUUAAAUUGGGUUGCAAACUUCUGGAGGAUGCUGAUCUGAAUCUUCAAGCGGCUUUCUGCAAGUUUGAUUCGCCCCAGCUAAACCUGCAGAAGGCACUUGCCUACCAGUUCAGCAGCUUCCAUCAUCACGAGCAGCAUGGGGACGACGAGACCAGAGUCAUGGACGUCAUGCUCAGGAAGAUCCAGAAUUUAUGCGAAGGUCACAAUUCCAAGCUCCAGGCUUUCGUCGGUGAAGAUCUGUCGAUUGAGGACAAAGACUUUGCAACCCUUUUGGCUGAAUAUCUUCAGAGGAACGAAGACGACGACGAUGACGAUCAAGAUCGCAGCAUGGAAGGGCCGACCAACCUUGUUGAGUGGAUUUGCACCCUCGCUCGGCAAACCAUUGAGCAAAUGAAGUCCGACCAGCAAUGGCAGGUGUCAAUGGGCGGAUCAGAGACAAAGUAUUCCAUGCUCAAGCAACUGUUCGACACAGCUGCUGAAAUUGUGCAAGGCCCUGACCGUGGAAAUCAAAAGUUGCUGCUGGAGAGUGAAAUCCUUUUGGAUGUGAAUCAGCUCUGGAUCCGACAACGCACAGAUGAGUUUACCUUCCGUGCACUGCUCCAAGACAACGAGGAUUUGUUCGAGUCCUUUAUGAAGCUGCUGCGUUCCAUGCGUAACUGUGAAAUCUCCGUCUUGAAGUUUCUCAUGUCUCUGCUCGAAGAAGAAGAGCUUGAUCCCGAAGAUCCCAACUAUAGGCAGACUUCCGAGGAGGUCGUGGAACACAAGGGAUCCACAAUUCGACGCAUGGUAGAGGAACUAAGCCCCAAGAUUAUUUGCGACAAGGUCAUCACUCACUGGAACCUCUCGCCGGAGGUUCACGACCCUGCCAACAUGAUCAAACCAGUUCAGGAUGCUGAUGAAGUGGUGGAGAAUGACACAGCUGAGGCGGUCAUCCGGACGAAGGGUGAGAAGGAGUCCACAGACUACACUCUUACGGAACAAGAGGAGCAUUGCCUGGAGAUUUGCUUCCUUUGCUGGGCGCUCUUCGAAGGAAUCCAACAGGCUCCAGAAUUCGGCAACAGGAGCUUCUUCGCAGGAACUCUGGACCACAAGAUGAAGAAUCCUGUUCUCCACACCCGCAACCAGUGGGCCACCUCAAAAACCAAGAUCUACGACACCUUCACAGAAGGCGUCAGCAAGAUGCAUCACAGCAAGUACCUUCACUUUCUCUUCGGCCGAGUUGAAAUCCAGCGGGGGCAGAGAUUGCAAAAAUUGUUCUUCCUGGUGCCAGCAGCUAUCCGAACAUUGAAGGGUCAAUCGCUUAUCAAGGAUUGGCAGGAAGGCUGCAUCAAUACCGUCGACCGAAGCGGUCCGGAAGCAAAGUUGCAGGAUUUCUCGGAGCAAGUCUGGGACGAGUACAUUGGUUUCGUGGAGCAUCAGUACAACCUUUCUCAGAAGCCCUUCCCGCUGAAUGCAUCAGGAGAGGUGAUGGCUGCAGCCCGCAGCAUCAUUGUGCUGCUUACCAUCAUCAUAACAGGCACUGUCGCUCUGGUCUAUGACGGUUCCUAUUCCAAAGAGCACCGCAUGGGAGAGUACGACGUGCACUAUGCCAAGGAUUGGUACGUUUGGGUUCUGACUGGCUUGAGCACUGCGCAUUUCAUCUGCGCUGUGCUGCUGACACUCUUCCACGUUGUGGCCUAUUCCCAGUGGAAAAUCGACACCGGCAUGGACCAGUGGAAGGAGGAAAAUCCUCAUUCGCAUCACAGGCUCAACGGAAUCUUUGGCGCCAUCCUGAUGCUGUGGUUCUUCCUCCAGGACUCCGGGCUGGUGAACAAGCUGUUCUUGGCCGGCAUCUCCUUCUUGGGUCUGCACUUCGAUUUUUUGAUUUUCUCCGUCCACCUCAUGUACGUGUGCGCGCAGGUCGAGACGCUCGGCAAGGUUUUCGAGGCUCUCUGGAUCACCAAGGAUCAGGUCGUAGGAACAGCUGUUCUGGGCUUCUGCGUCCAGUACUGUUUCUUGGUCCUCGGCUUCCUGACGUUCUCCAAGGGCUAUGGCUUUGCGGACAUGGAUACCUCGGAGUGCUCCUCGUUGAUGGAGUGCCUGCUCGCUCACCUGGACUAUGGAUUUCGUUCGGGGCCUGUCUGGUCUUCAGCGGAGCUGACUUGGUGGAAGUUCGCCUUCGACUACUUGUACAAUCUCGUCGUAAUUCUGAUUUUGGCUGCCAUCAUUUCCGGCAUCAUCAUUGACACGUUUGCCAACAUGCGAGCUGAUUUGUCCGAGAAGAACGAUGAUCAAGAGAACAACUGCUUCAUUUGCGGCAUUAAUCGUUCACAGAUGGAGCGACAGAUGGUCAAGUUCGAGCACCAUGUCUUUCAGGAGCACUACAUGUGGAGUUAUGCUCGCUUCCUGAUGUAUCUCAAGCAGGCGAAGGAUUCAGACUUGAACGGCCCAGAGUCCUUUGUCAAGGCCAAGGUGACGAGACAGGACUACACCUUUUAUCCAGUCAAUCGAGCUUUGACGCUGGAUUCCGAUGAUGCAGAGGACUACACGGAGCGACAGGUUCGCAUCAAGGAUUUGGAGGAGAUGCGCGGCUCUGUGCGUCAGUGCACAGAGACCUCUCAGCACAUCCUGCAGCUGAAGCGAGAACUGAAGACGGUCAUGAAGGAAUCCAACGAGGCAGUUGCUGACAUGCAGAUGCGACUUCAGCUUUUGACCGGAGAUGUGCACAAGAAGGUGCAAGAAGCAAUGCUUCAAAAAGCUGCUCAGCAAGCUGCAGGUGACAAAUAA
This is a messenger RNA of Symbiodinium sp. CCMP2456, 9552 nucleotides long. Lineage: Eukaryota; Dinophyceae; Suessiales; Symbiodiniaceae. The record is from the annotation of a GenBank genome assembly.